AUGACCAGCUUCCCUCCCCCUCAGCCUGCAGCUCAGAACUCGAUUGCUUCCAGUACAAACAGGAAUUCGGGCGCACAGCCAGUGAGGGGACAACAGUCAGCCUGGGGGCUACCUGCCCCGGGAACAAGCGCUCGCCGUGGGCUCACUCCUUUGUCAACUAAUCUUGGCUCCUCGUCGCUUGAAUAUUCAGGGCGCCCAAGUCACACCUCAUCCUCCUCGCCAUUCACACCAUCCUUCUCGUCCGUUCUCAACUCCUCAACACAGAACGAAAACAGCAGACAAUCAUAUCCCUCCUCUAUAGCAGCGACAACCUUUCCUUCACUGCAAUCUGGAUCUCAACAAGCUCCAUCAGGUCAGUCGCUCUUGUCACCUCGGUCAAGAGCCAUCACGCCAUCUUCGACUCCAUAUUCGGCGUCCUCCGCCGCGGCUUCGACCACCGCAUCUCAAGCUGGAGGAGGUGGGGGUAGUGGUGGCGGAGGAAGCUCUAGGCAUCAAACUUUCUCUCCUCCAUUACCACAAUAUAGUUUGAGCUCUCCCACAACCAACGCCUUUGAUCGACCAUUCACGGGGUCAAUCUCCUCUUCGGCUGCGUCUGGCCAAUCCUCUGUAUCUAAGAUUGUCGUGACUCAGGUCUUUCUGCUGCUGGGCUCUAUAACGGAGAAGGAAGGUAAAGCAAAGUGGGACGCCCAAGCAGAGGCUAUCCACAAGCUCGUGGACUCGAACGGCAUGGAAGUCUUCUCUAAAUAUUUUCGUCGCCUCCUUGUUGGGAACUCUCCCCAAAUAUUCCCAGGUACCAAUCGCAAUGUUGAAAAUCCCAGCAACUACUACCUAUUAGUGCAAGAGAUAGAGAAGAUAACGCAAGAUUCUGAGCAAGCUCCAAAAAUUGCAGAGAUAAUAGACACUUCUGAAGGCGAUAUCUUUCGUGACUUUGACCUUGCGACGUUCAUGAAUCACUUCGGACUAGAUCCGUUGGCGAAGACUUUGCUGGCUUCAGCUUUUACGCACGUCUCGAAAACAGAUCUGAAGGCUAAGGCUGGAGCCAUACUUCUUGAGAAUUUCGACGGCAUCAUUGCAAGCCUCGCAAAUCUCGAAAACGACAACUACGAUGUCGCUCCUUCGUUACUCGCAACAUGCGCCCUCAGAUUCUUCGAAGAUUUACCCCAAGAUUCAAGAGCAAAUAUUGACCUGAAGCGCCUGGGCUACGCGCUGGAGCAUCGCUAUUCUCAAAAAGGCAUAACAGUGCCAUCGGAAGUACGAUCAGUACUCUUCUUAUUCAACCUGUUAGAAAUGAAGUAUCACCUGGUGAAGGAGAUUCAUCUCCGUGGCCCUCAAGUAACGAGCAGUCCUACAGCCGCAAAAGAAUUUCUAUCACGGCAUACGGAUGAAACCUUGGAUGAGAGACAGGUAGCCGGUGCACUUCUCUUCAUGGUGCUGAUCCCAGCGCGACAGCAAUACUCUCCUGCUGUGUUUGUAUCUGCGGUUCACGACUACGUGGAGCGUUUCUUUGACUGGCAGACAGUGGUUCGGGAGCUGGAUCUCAAAGGUCUUGAGGUCUCAAGGGACCAAUUCCUCGCUCUAUAUAAUGCACUGCUCCCAAUGUCUCAGGAGAACGCUCAAUUUGACAUCCAGCAACUUUGGGGAGGUCGAUGGCGCAACCCCCAGACACAGGUCUCAUUCAUCCGAGCUUUCCUAUCGUGUCAGCCAUCAGAGCUCGAUGCAACGAACAUACCCGACCUACGCCCAGCUUACGAUGCCCAUGCGUUAUUGGAUGCCCCUGAGAACGUUGCGCAGCAUGCCGAAAGAGCAAUACGAGACACGAUGAUCUCAUUAGAUGCAGUCACGGCUAUGUUCGAUCUCAUCGUUCGCCCUGAUGAAAUGCCGUCUCAGGAAGUGGAGGCACUAUUGGCGGAGAUUAUUCGUGGCAAAGAGGCACUGUUUCUUUGCUCGUCUGCAGGGAUCGCAAAGCCAUGGAGCAAAGGACAGGAGUACAUCAUGUCAAGUCUAUUGAGGAUCUUCCUGGACAAGGAGCGACCAGAUCACAACUAUGUUCUUCACUCACUGUGGAAACAAGACAAAGGAUGGGUCGCGACGAAACUCGUCGAAACCCACAUCGACGAUCCGCUUGAAUUAACCAUGAUAAUGGAUCUUGCACGGGAGCAAGAGUGGUUGGUGGACUUGUUCACACUCAUGAAUGGAUUUGGCCUAGAUCUAGCUGCGCUAGCACAUCGCGAAGGCCUCCUUGACCUUGAAAGUUGGGCAGAUGACAAAAUCGCACAGGAUGCCAGUGGAUUCGUUAUGGGUGUUUUCAAAUUCUUGAUGCUGAAGGCCCAGGACGAGCUCCGAAUCGCACGAGACGAACAGUCGGAGCCGCGGACGGUGAGCCUGGCCAUGAAGACGGUCUAUGAUUUCCUGGCCAUGCUAGACCAGCAUAUGACAGAUAGAUCCGAGCUGAAAGCACUCCAACGACAAUGCUUACAGGCAUACCCAAGAUUGAUCAUCUAUUGUGAAGGGAUAGAAGAGAACGUUGAUGUCGACUGCAAAGAGAGCAACCGAUUACCAAAAACUGCGGACCAUGAGAUGCAAGCGCUAUACAAAAGGAUGUACAAUGGUGACCUGAAGGUAGAGAACAUCUUGGAGUAUUUACAAGAAUGUAAAGCCUCCAAUGAUCGGAACAAGGUUGAUCUCUUUGCUUGUAUGAUACACGGGCUCUUUGACGAGUUUUCAUGUUUCGGCGAAUACCCCCUAGGCCCGCUAGCAACGACUGCCGUGCUGUUCGGUGGUAUCAUCUCAGUCGGCCUCAUAUCAGAUCUAACCCUUCGAGUGGGUCAAGAGAUGAUUUUGGACUCCGUCCGGGACUAUCCGCAGGAAGCGUCAAUGUACAAGUUCGGCCUUCAGGCAUUGCUACAUGUUCUUGAUAGGCUUCGAGAGCCGGAGUGGACCGAAUACUGCAAUCGACUGGCGCAAAUUCCCGAUCUUCGUGGUACCGAGCCGUACAGAAGAGCCCUCGAGGUGCUUUCACAAAAUGGUUCUCAAGGACCGGAUGAUUCAAAUGCUGUCAAUGGCUUAGCGGAUGGAAUAAGCCUUCCAAACGGCGACAUUGACGACUUCCUUUCUCCAGACACAACCUUCCGCUUCAAAUCCGUCAACGCAGAGCCCUCUUCAGCUUAUGAUGAGCCUGACGAAGAGACACAAGAAAAAGUCGUCUUCUUCUUUAACAAUGUUUCUGAGCAAAAUCUGAAGAGUAGAUUGGGUCAGCUCCAGGAAGCGCUCCAGGACAGGCAUCAUCAAUGGUUCGCCUUCUUCCUUGUUGAGGGGCGUGCCAAAGUCGAACCAAAUUAUCAGCCGCUUUACCUUGACAUAUUGAACCUCCUUGGCAACAAAGUUCUAUGGAAUGAAGUCCUUCGAGAAACCUAUGUCAGUGUCCAGAAAAUACUCAACGCCGAGUCCACAAUGCAAUCUGCAUCCGAGCGAAAGAAUCUAAAGAACCUUUCUACAUGGCUGGGGUCUUUGACGAUUGCACGCGACAAACCAAUAAAGCAUAAGAACAUCUCCUUCUUGGACUUCCUCAUCGAGGGUCUCGAGACACAGCGAUUGAUCCUCGUUAUUCCGUUUACCUGUAACGUCCUGGCACAAGGCACAAGGUCGAUCGUAUUUAAGCCACCGAACCCUUGGGUUAUGGAAAUAAUCGCAGCCUUACUCGAAUUAUACUUCCAUUUCGAUAUCAAGCUGAACCAGAAGUUCGAGAUUGAGGUUCUCUGUAAGGAAUUCGGCAUGGUUGUGAACGAGGAGGAUGCUUCGACGACGAUUCGAAACAGACCUCUCCACGACGAGGACUUGCCGAGUAGUGUGCUACCCGACGGGCUGGACGGCUUCGACGAUAUGAAUUUGAGUGGAAUUAGCCGGACCGGUCGAAGCUCAAGGUUUGAUACUGACACAUUGUCUUCUGCUUUGCCGGAUCUGGAAUCUGUGCUCGUGUUUCCGCCAGCCACCGGCAGCCCUGCUACUCAAGCUCGACUACGUGACAUUGUUCAAGAGGCCGUCAAACGCGCUAUCUUGGAGAUCAUCGCUCCGGUUGUGGAGAGAUCAGUCACCAUCGCAACGAUCGCAACUAGUGCUCUGAUUCAUAAGGACUUCGCUCGCGAAUCGGACGAAGAUCGAGUGCGCAGAGCUGCACAACAGAUGGUGCGCCAACUGUCUGGAAGUCUUGCCCUCGUUACUUGCAAAGAGCCCCUCAAGAUGAGCAUGACAAAUUACAUCCGCAUGGCGCAGCAGACAGAUUUUCCAGACCAAGCAUUUCCUGAAGGUGCUAUUCUGAUGUGCGUGAAUGAUAAUCUGGACACGGCAUGCAACAUAGUAGAGAAGCAAGCUGAAGAGCGAUCUAUGCCCGAGAUCGAGGCUCACAUCGAGGCUGAGAUAGCACAGCGACGACAACAUCGGGCCGAGCACCCCAGCGAGCCCUACAUGGAUCCAGCUUUCAAUCGGUGGGCCGGAUUCAUCCCAGAUCCCUACAAGCAGGCAUCUGGCGGUUUAAAUCAAGAGCAAAUGGCAAUCUAUCUUGAGUUUGCCAGGCAAUCCCGGGGACCCGCAAGCCACACUCAAACUGCUUCAGCAGACAGCGGGAGACAGCUGCCCGACGUACUACAGGAGGCAUUUGCAUCAGUGCCGAAUGUCCACACUCCCGCCGAGACGCUACCAAUGCCACACCAGCAUUCUCAGCAGCAGCAACAGACCGGUCGUAUGCUCCCGCCGCCGGUGCCUAAUUUGAUGGCCGCAGCCCAGACAAAUGGAUACGCGGAUCUUGACGCCGUUCAGGAUCGCUUAUCCCAGCUCCUUGGUGAAACCAGUCGAAUGGUGAAGGAAAAUCCAGAUCGAUCUAUGAGUGAGAUACAACGAGACCGUUGUUUGGUAGAGGUCCUUAGCCAAGCAUGGGACCUGAUUGCCUCGUCUCCAGAUACCAUUGCCAUGAACUGUGCCGAGGAGAUCUGCAAAGGGAUCUAUGGGAAUUCCAUGAUACGUCUCGAGAUCGAAGUGUUCGUGCAUUUACUGGCACGAUUGUGUCUGACGUACCCAAGCAUCAGAAAGGAGGUCGCGAUAUGGGCAAUGAAUUUAGAGGAACAGAAACUUUUCAACAUCGAUGUAACGGCCGCACUGGUCAAGGUUGAUCUUUUGCAACUAAAGCAACUCGACAUGUUUUUGACCGGUUUGAUCUAUGACCGGGAGGAGCUUGCGCUUGAAGUCUUGUCCGACAUCAUGGAUGCCUUGCUGCUCAACGACCAUCCGACGGCACUACGGGCCGAUUUUGCGAGCAGCUUAGGUGCUCUAGGCCAAUGGCUCAUGGAGGAUCCCGCCCUGAUCAAGGCCGAGGAACUUGUCCAACGACUGAAAGAGUGGGGAGUCAAUGCGACUGUCGACGUCAGACCCGACGAGAGUCUUAUUAGAAAGCAUCAAAUGCAGUACAUAUUCGCAGAAUGGGCUGCAAUAUGCGAUGCUUCGCCAAAAAGCCCUAGCGAAAAUAUCUUCCCAGCCUUUAUAUCACAGUUGCACCAGAAACAGUUGGUCAGCUCACAAGAGGAUAUGUCUGUGUUCCUUCGAUUCUGCAUUGACGACGCGAUGGAUAAUUACGGCCAUGCUAGUCUGAAUGCUGAUGGGAACUCGGACGAACCGUUUUUCAAGGUCGAUUGGUUGGCCAGGCUCAUUGUGCUACUGGUGAAGAACCAAGGCGAAAUCAAUGGGUCUGUGAAACGUAACAAGGCCGCGUAUAUGAAUUCAAUCUUGGCCAUUCUUACCUUGAUAAUCAACAACCAUCACGUCAUGCAAGGAGAGCGCUUCAACCAACGGGGUUUCUUUCGCCUCCUUUCGAGUAUUCUGUGCGACUGGCAUGACUUUGGGCGAGAAGGAGAUACACCGGACCGAGACAUGCUCAUCGUCUUCGCAAACAACUUUCUGAUGUUGACACCUCAUCACUUCCCAGCUUUCGCCUACAGCUGGCUUAUGCUGAUCUCGCACCGGCUUUUCAUGCCCAGCCUGUUGAAGCUCUCAAACGAUGAGGGUUGGGACUCAUUUGCCAAGCUCAUGGAGGCAGCGCUGUCGUACAUCUGCCAGUUUCUGAAGCCGAGCACCAUCACACCUCUCGCAAUGGACCUCUACCGAGGCAUACUCCGCAUUGUUCUCAUCUUGCACCACGACUUCCCUGAAUUCUUGGCGGAAAAUCACUUCCGCCUCUGCAACUCUAUCCCACGGUACUGCACGCAGCUUCACAAUCUUGUGCUCAGCGCCUAUCCGUCUUCCUUUCCAGAGCUCCCUGAUCCAUUCGUGACAGGACUAAAGGUAGAUCGUCUAGAAGAGAUGAGAAAAGCCCCCAGGAUCGUUGGCGAUUACACUGGACCUCUCAUUCAAAGCAACACCAAAGAUGUCAUCGAUGCAUCGCUAAGGAGUAAUGAGAUCUCGAGUGACAAUCUUACUCAUCUAGCUAACGCAGUGUACACGUCGAUUGAUCGUGGCCUAGCUGUGGAUCCCUCUCUUCUACACGCUAUCGUCUUGUACAUUGGUCAAAGCGCAAUUGCGACGGCUGGGCAGAAGGGCGGUCAGCCAUUUACCGGUGACUCUCCUCAAGCCUCUUUAAUGACCAAGCUGGCGAGGGAGCUUCAUCCAGAAGCACGCUACUACUUCCUUAGUGCUAUGGCUCACCAACUUCGCUAUCCCAACAGUCAUACCCACUACUUCAGCUAUGCUCUCCUCCACCUUUUCGGAACAGAUCUGGCGGAUCAGCAGGAAUCGGAUGUGCGCCAGCAAAUCACUCGAGUACUGCUUGAGCGUCUCCAUGUGAUCAAACCACAUCCAUGGGGCCUUGUCAUCACAACAUUGGAACUGAUCAAGAAUUCGGACUACAAUUUCUUCCAGUUGCCAUUCAUCAAAGCUUCACCAUUGAUUCGAACUAUGUGUGAACGCUUUUCGCAUUCGGCGCAAGAGCGAGAGCAUUGGGGUGAUCAAUUUACUCAGCACAUAUGA
Molecule: messenger RNA, 7008 nt
Organism: Letharia columbiana
Lineage: Eukaryota; Fungi; Ascomycota; Lecanoromycetes; Lecanorales; Parmeliaceae
Exons: 5
Coding region: 1-7008 (2335 amino acids)
Biological process (GO): nuclear-transcribed mRNA catabolic process, deadenylation-dependent decay
Cellular component (GO): P-body; CCR4-NOT core complex
Molecular function (GO): molecular adaptor activity
Source: RefSeq, a predicted model, not a curated record